AAGAGUAUCCAACCUCUGCCUACAAUAAUGUCGAGUUUGCUAUGUUGUUUGUAAAAUGUUUUCUGUGAAAGAAGUAAAUGAAAAACUAAAAUCAAGUUAAAAAACGACUUAUAUAUAAUUAUUGCUCCAAUAAUAUUGUAACAGUGCUACUGUUCAGUGCAGAGUGGUAGAUCCAAACAUGAAUCCUGUAGAUGGAAAUGGUGAAAAAAGACCACCAAAAAGUGUGGUACAAACUGUAGCACAAAAUCUAACCACGAUACAGAAUAUACAGACUGUGCAGACUGUUCAAAAUGUUGCUCAAAGCAGUGUGCAAAAUAUCCAACCAACACAGACCGUUGUUGGAUCAGUGGGAACACCUACAGGAUUAGUGGGUAAAUCUGUAUCCUUGGAACUAAACUCGAAGCUGUCUUUAAUGAAAUCGUUAGCACAGCCUGGCACAACACCGUCAACAGAAACAAGCAAGAUGACAACAACGCUUUGUUCAGUUGGCUCCACGGUUAGAAUAAUAUCGCCUGGAAUGUUAAGUACGGUAGAACGUCAAAGCCAAUCGCAAGGGCAGCAGCAAGGACAGCAAUCUCAGCAGAUAGUUACAACGAUCCCAGCUACGUAUCAUGUACCUCGUGGACCAGCAGCUGUUGCAAACAUUUCAGCCCCAAGAUCAACAGUAGCUACUCCAAUUGUCCGUGCAAGUACGGGACAAUCUAUACCUAUAGCGAGACCUGGACCAAACACAACAGUAUCAAAUCCUCAAUGGCAACCUAAAACAACAUCUGUUGUAUACGCACAACCGCAAAGACAUCCAGUACCUCCGGUAAGUCGUGUAACAACAAGAGCACCAACAGCAGCAUACGCUGGACAGCAACCACGACUGGUAUCACCGACUCAAGGACGACCUGUGCAGGCCACUGUGGUCACAGGGGUUCCUGGUGCACCAUCCAGAUUGAUAACACCAGUUCUCCAAGCAAAUAAUAAUAUUGCGCGAUUAACAGUAGCGCAAAGUAAACCACCGACUCCUCAAGUAACCAGCAUAGCUCAGUUGCCUCAACAAGGAAGACCAGCAACACAGACCCUACAAGUAAAUCAACCCAGCCAAGCAAGUAGACCCUUGAGCACCACAACGACCGUCAACCGCAUAGCCGUUUCCGCGCCAGUGAUAGGAGCUGGUAAUAGGAUAUCCAGUACAGCAUCAGUAACCGUGCAGCCAGUAGGAAGGCAACUAGCAAUCAGUACGACUGGCGGAACAUCCAGCGGCAACGUGAGUCGUAUCGUGGUGCCCCAGCAGCAGGUACAGCAACAACAAGGAACACCAAGGGUAGUUCAAAGUGUCACGUCCCUUUCGAAUCUCGGUACUGUGUCGCGAGUGAUUACGACAACGGCAAAUGCAGCAAACGUAACUCGGGUAGCACAGCAGACCCCUACGUCUGUCGCAAGGAUAACGGGAAUGUCGCUCCAUCCGCUACCUCUGGCACCGAACAGGGUGACGCAGGCUGCGAUAAAGACACCCCAGGCGCAAAAUGUCCAACAGACAGUACAACUGAAGCCAUCUAUACAGCAAUCGAAUCUCAGGGUGUCCAGCACUAAUACGAACAUCGCUACGUCGGCUUCUAGUACAGCUCAAACGGUUCAAGGUCAAUACCUGCACGCACCUCAGACCACUACCUAUUACUCUUUCGAGCCCUCGGGUACCUACUCACAAUAUAGACAAACUGCUGUACAGCCGGUUCGUCUUCUAGUGGAACCAGGAUACGAGGAACCUCAUACGAAGCCUAACGCAUCUCCUAGGCCUAGUAUACUCCGAAAAAGAGAUCAUGAUAGCUCGCCUGCGAAAGGGGUCGCAAAAAAUUUGGUUCCUGUCCUGGCAUCCUUACCACCUGCUGUCUCUACCUCGAGCCCACCAUGUUCUCCAAGAGGAGACCGGGAUGGUGGUGGAUGCCAGAGUUCAGGAUCUACUACUGUCUCGGCCACAUCAUCACCAGGUCUCGACGAAGAGCCUGAUCAAUCUAGAAUCACGAUUAAUCCAACUGUGGAAAUGUCACCCAGGAAGAAACCGCGCAAGCAGCAGCUUACGGGAGUUGAGCUUACCGAAGCGAGGUGUACAGAGGAAGAAAUGCAGUUUAUCACUGAAGAAAAGAUUAAAAAAGAACUUAAGGAAGAAUUAAAGGAAAAAUGUAACGAGAAGAAACAGAUUUCAGGACAACAAGAUGCUAAUAAACAAUCGUCUAACCAACGAGUACCUGCUGCCAUUCGAACAAGACCAACUCCAUCCUUACUGGGAUCUUCGUGGAAGAACAGAUGGGGCGGCAGACUCCAUCACUAUAGACGUCCUAGCGACGUAAGACCACGCGAAGAAAGAAGGCCUUCCGUGGCAGAGUUAGCACAACAAACACAUGUUCUACAAAAAUUAAAUGGCUGGAAAGUCUAUCACCUUACCGCACAAAUGGAAGAUCUCGCUGAGCUUGAGAAACAAGUGCACGAGAAAUUAAAGAGUACACUCUCCAUGUUGGAAUCUCAACAAGGUAAUAAGGGUAGGCAAGAUGAUGGCUUGGAACGGGCUAACGAGCUCAUUAAGGGUAACAUGCAACGAAGUAGUUUAAUUAGCGAAGGAAUGAAUGAGGCCCGGACGCAAUUGAUAGCAAUAUUCCAGCAUAAGGGACACGUGACAGACAUUCUACAACGUUGUGGUAAUAAGCGGGCUCAAAAAAAAAGAGACAAAUGAGCUGAAUUAAUGAAUAAUUAAAUAUAAUUAGGGUAAUAAGGAACCUUGUUGAGAGCGAGGUUGAAAAGGUGUUAUUUUUAUCUUUGUCACAGAAUCUAUAUUAUCAUAAAUCAAUAAAUGGUUUUAUAUGUCCUAGAGGGAGAUAUCGAUCACUCAUGUACGCCAUAA
Cephus cinctus (wheat stem sawfly) is the source of this 2884-nucleotide messenger RNA. It is a transcript of the gene Sap130, whose product is annotated as histone deacetylase complex subunit SAP130-A. The transcript has 10 exons. NCBI's taxonomy places the organism in Eukaryota, Metazoa, Arthropoda, Insecta, Hymenoptera, Cephidae. The record is from RefSeq and is a predicted model, not a curated record. Gene Ontology annotation, biological process: negative regulation of transcription by RNA polymerase II. The coding region runs from base 179 to 2716 and encodes 845 amino acids. Gene Ontology annotation, cellular component: Sin3-type complex.